CUGUCCCACUCCUACCUGCGCGGCUGGUUGAGGGAGAAGUAGAGGGGGGGAACCAAAAGCAGAAUUACCAGUAGCUCUGGUUCUGCCGUCCUGGGAGCUCGCUCUCUCUCACACACACCUCUACACACACACACCACACACACACACACCUUCACCUGCACAGACUUGAAAGUCCAGUUCCACCAGCGAGACUGAGGCACCUGGAAAAGGGGAGAGAGUUCAUUGGAUCAAACAUGUCACAAGAGACGGACAAUAAAAACCGGCUUGUGACCAUAGUGCCGAGUGAUGCAGCAUUCAAUACCAGAAGGGCGUAUACCAGUGAAGAUGAAGCUUGGAAAUCCUAUCUGGAGAAUCCCUUAACAGCGGCUACCAAGGCUAUGAUGAGCAUAAAUGGAGAUGAGGAUAGUGCUGCUGCGCUUGGAUUACUGUAUGAUUAUUAUAAGAUUCCCAAAGACAAGACGAGAUCGUUGUCUGUUAAUAAAGUGAGCGAUAAUCAAGAAGACCAAGAUAAAAGAAACUGUCUUCCCACCAACGAAACUCAGAGUAACCUCAGCAACAAUGGUGAAAACAGAGUGCAAGUCUUGAAGACUGUGCCGGUCAACCUUUCUUUGAACCAGGAGCAGCUGGAUAUUUCCAAAAGGGAGCAGUUUAAUUCGAAUGUAUCUGGAAGCCCAACCUCCAUUUCUGUGACAGGAGUUAUGGUAGUGAAAGCCGAAGAGUACACUCCUAUUUAUAUGGCUCCAUCUGUGCAUUACGCCCGAGGAGAAAAUGAAGAACAUAGAGGUGUUAUAUUUGAACAUGCGCAUUAUGAAGUGCCAAGCAUCACAGCCCAUUCGACUUAUGCAAAAGAUGAUCAGCGAAGCACUCCGGAUAGUACCUACAGUGAUACUUUUAAAGAUGGAGGGGCAGAGAAAUAUCGCAGUGGUUCUGUGGGGCCCGAGGAAUAUAUUUAUGAACAGACAGCCAACAGCACAUUUCGGUAUACUUUAGAAGCCACCAAAUCGCUACGUCAAAAGCAAGGAGAAGGCCCAAUGACCUACUUGAACAAAGGACAGUUUUAUGCCAUAACCUUGACAGAGACGGGGGACAACAAGUGUUUCAGACAUCCCAUCAGCAAAGUCAGGAGUGUGAUUAUGGUUGUGUUCAGUGAAGAUAAAAAUCGGGACGAACAGCUGAAGCACUGGAAGUACUGGCAUUCCCGGCAACACACAGCCAAACAGAGGGUCCUUGACAUCGCUGAUUACAAAGAGAGCUUCCAUACCAUUGGGAAUAUUGAAGAAAUCGCCUAUAAUGCUGUUUCCUUUACUUGGGAUGUCAAUGAAGAAGCAAAGAUUUUCAUCACAGUGAACUGCUUGAGCACAGACUUUUCUUCACAAAAAGGAGUCAAGGGUCUUCCUUUGAUGAUUCAGAUUGAUACGUACAGCUACAAUAAUCGCAGCAAUAAACCCAUCCAUCGAGCUUUCUGCCAGAUCAAGGUUUUCUGUGACAAGGGAGCUGAGAGGAAAAUCCGAGAUGAAGAAAGGAAGCAAAACAGAAAGCGAUCAAAAACCCCAUUAUCUCAGCCCCCAUGUAGCAAUGCUGAAGGAAAACUGACCACUGCUGCCCUCCAAAAGAAGAGUGAUAUCACCUUCUUCAAAACAAUGGCAGAUCUGGAGUCUCAACCUGUACUGUUCAUUCCAGAUGUUCAUUUUGGGAACCUUCAAAGAGCUGGACAGGUUUACUAUAACACCGAUGACGAGCGAGAAGGGAGUAUAUUGGCUAAGCGGAUAUUCCGGCCAGUAGAAGAGGACUUUGUCACACCUCCAUUAAAGCAAAUAAAAGAAGAAGGAUCAAAAAGAGUGUUGUUAUAUGUGAGGAAAGAAGCUGAUGAAGUAUUUGAUGCUUUGAUGUUAAAGUCCCCCACUGUAAAGGGAUUAAUGGAAGCAAUUUCUGAGAAAUACGGCCUUCCAGGCGAAAAGAUCACAAAGCUUUAUAAGAAGAGCAAAAAGGGAAUCCUGGUCAAUAUGGAUGAUAACAUCAUCGAACAUUAUUCCAAUGAAGACACUUUCAUCCUAAACAUAGAAAGCUUGGUGGAAGGUUUCAAGGUCACAUUGACAGAGAUCUAGCUAAAUUCUUCUGCCGCCCUGGAAGCCACCACAUUUCUCCCUUAUAUCAAGGAAAGGAAUGUUUCUCUUAGAUCCUGAAGACCUGCUGGGGCCAAGAAAAGAGGCUGUUACAAAACCCAACUGACCACAUCCUUAGAGUUUGGCAGAGGAAACAAACCCUCUUAGUUACUGACAAGUGUGUUUAAGUCAAGAUAUACCAACGUUCCAUGACAACGUUCCUUAUUUAUUGCUGCUCACUUUGCAGUAUGUAAAUAAUCUAUGGACCCCAGACUUCAUGAUCUCACUCACCGGAAGGAGAAAACAAUGACUU
Messenger RNA from Anolis sagrei ordinatus, 2415 nucleotides. RefSeq names its product grainyhead like transcription factor 2 (gene GRHL2). The record is from RefSeq and is a predicted model, not a curated record. Gene Ontology annotation, cellular component: nucleus. Gene Ontology annotation, molecular function: RNA polymerase II cis-regulatory region sequence-specific DNA binding; DNA-binding transcription activator activity, RNA polymerase II-specific. Gene Ontology annotation, biological process: neural tube development; brain development; regulation of transcription by RNA polymerase II. Lineage: Eukaryota; Metazoa; Chordata; Lepidosauria; Squamata; Anolidae.